Messenger RNA from Pteronotus mesoamericanus, 1512 nucleotides. It is a transcript of the gene OVGP1, whose product is annotated as oviductal glycoprotein 1. The transcript has 11 exons. Gene Ontology annotation, cellular component: extracellular region. The record is from RefSeq and is a predicted model, not a curated record. Gene Ontology annotation, biological process: chitin catabolic process; carbohydrate metabolic process. NCBI's taxonomy places the organism in Eukaryota, Metazoa, Chordata, Mammalia, Chiroptera, Mormoopidae. Gene Ontology annotation, molecular function: chitinase activity; chitin binding. The coding region runs from base 1 to 1512 and encodes 503 amino acids.
AUGGGGAGACUGCUGCUGUGCGCUGGGCUGGUUCUUGUGCUGCAGCUCCACGCUGGUGCUGCCCACAAACUGGUGUGUUAUUUCACCAACUGGGCACACAAUCGACCUGGCCCCGCCUCAGUCUGGCCCCGUGACCUGGACCCCUUUCUCUGCACACACCUGAUAUUUGCCUUUGCUUCAAUGAAUGACAAUCAGAUGGUGGCUAAGGACCUCCAGGAUGAGAAAAUUCUCUACCCAGAGUUCAACAGGCUCAAGGAGAGGAACCGGGAGCUGAAAACUCUGCUGUCCAUCGGAGGCUGGAACUUUGGCACAUCAAGGUUCACCGCCAUGCUGGCCACAGCCGCCACCCGGGAGAGGUUUAUCGGCUCAGUUAUAUCCCUCCUGAGGACACACGGCUUCGAUGGUCUGGACCUCUGCUUCCUGUACCCGGGACUGAGAGGCAGUCCCAUGCAUGACCGGUGGAAUUUCCUCUUCUUAAUUCAAGAGCUGCUGUCGGCCUUCCAGAAGGAGGCGCAGCUCACUGUGCGUCCGAGGCUGCUGCUGUCCGCGGCCGUCUCUGGGGACCCACACGUCAUCCAAACAGCUUAUGAUGUGCCCCGCCUAGGAAGACUCCUCGACUUCAUCAACGUCCUGACUUACGACUUACAUGGAAGCUGGGAAAAGUUCACAGGACACAACAGCCCCCUGUACUCUCUGGCUGGAGACCCCAAAUCUUCGGCAAACGCCAUGAACUACUGGCGAGGGCAAGGGGCCCCCUCGGAGAAGCUCCUCUUGGGGUUCCCCACCUACGGACGCACGUUUCGCCUCCUCCAAGCCUCUAAGAACUGGCUACAGGCUGAAGCGGUGGGACCGGCAUCUCCGGGGAAGUACACCAAGCAACCUGGCUUCUUGGCUUAUUACGAGAUUUGCUCCUUUCUCCAGGGAGCGAAGAAGUGGUGGAUUGAUCAUCAGUACGUCCCUUAUGCCUCCAAGGGGGAGGAGUGGGUUGGCUAUGAUGACGCCACCAGCUUCAGAUACAAGGCAUUGUACAUAAAGAGAGAGCACCUUGGCGGGGCCAUGGUGUGGACCUUGGACCUGGAUGACGUCAGGGGCGCUUUCUGUGGCACUGGCCCUUUCCCCCUCGUCUCUGUGUUAAAGCGCCUCCUGCUGCAGGCUGAGUCCAGCUCAACUCAUUCACCAAAAUUUUGGCUCUCAUCUGCUGUGAAUUCUUCAAGAACUGGCCCUGGAAGGCUGACUGAGACCAAGGCACUGAUCGUUGAUGCAGGGGGUUUGCUCCCAGGAGGGGUGAAUGUGACCAAGGCGCUGACCACCGAUUCGGGGGGUUCGCUCCCAGGAGGAGAGGGCGUGGCCACUGAGACACAGAGAAAGACUGAACAUAUGACCACACCCCCCAGGGGCGGGACUGUGAGCCCUGCCAGGGGAACGGUGCCCUUUGUAAGGCCUCCUGUAGUUCUACAAGGGAAGACUGGGACCCCUGGGGAGAAGACCGUGGCCCCUGGGACCCCUGAGUAG